AAGAUUCAUAGCAAUACAUAUUUGUUCUAAAUCAACAAAGUUUGAGUUUUAUGCAAUUGAUUUUGGAGUGAACGUCCAAAUAUUCAAUCUUUGCCCUCCCUCUCAAACAAAGAGGUUAUCUUCUCUUUACAUGCCAUUCUCCUUCGGAAUCACAAGCGCAGGGAAAUGGGGGAUCUCUAUGCCCUGGAUUUCGAUGGGGUUCUAUGUGAUAGUUGCGGAGAAAGCUCCCUAUCUGCUCUCAAGGCGGCCAAAGUGAGAUGGCCCAGUCUGUUCGAGACUGUAGAUUCUUCGUUGGAAGGAUGGAUUGUUGAUCAGAUGCACAUUUUUCUGCGCAGUCUAGGACCUGUCUACUGGUUUUAUCCUGGAGUACCAGAUGCAUUGAAGUUUGCAAGUUCAAAGGUCUACAUUGUGACCACAAAACAGAGCCGCUUUGCAGAUGCACUACUUCGUGAGCUUGCUGGUGUAACUAUUUCCCCUGAUAGAAUUUACGGUCUAGGGACUGGGCCGAAAGUACAAGUGUUGAAGCAGCUUCAAGAAAUGCCAGAAAACAAGGGCCUAACCCUACACUUUGUCGAAGAUCGUCUUGCAACCUUGAAGAACGUGAUUGAAGAGCCCGAGUUAGAUGGAUGGAAUUUGUAUCUAGUGCGUUGGGGUUACAACACUCCGAAAGAGAGGGAAGAAGCUGCAACAAUUGCUAGAAUUCGCCUUCUCGAGCUCUCUGAUUUUAGCAACAAGUUGAAAUGACAACCUCAAUAUCACUUAUAUUAUUAUUUCAAGUUGUAUAUUUUUGUCCAUGCCAAUGCUGGUACUUUCUUGUGCUUUCCUCCGGUGUACAUUUAUGGAACAUAAUGAAAUAACAUAUGACUAUAAAU
Molecule: messenger RNA, 872 nt
Organism: Cuscuta campestris
Lineage: Eukaryota; Viridiplantae; Streptophyta; Magnoliopsida; Solanales; Convolvulaceae
Source: the annotation of a GenBank genome assembly